Messenger RNA from Exophiala bonariae, 906 nucleotides. RefSeq lists its product as uncharacterized. The record is from RefSeq and is a predicted model, not a curated record. The transcript has a single exon. NCBI's taxonomy places the organism in Eukaryota, Fungi, Ascomycota, Eurotiomycetes, Chaetothyriales, Herpotrichiellaceae. Gene Ontology annotation, biological process: mitotic sister chromatid segregation. Bases 1 to 906 code for a protein of 301 amino acids. Gene Ontology annotation, cellular component: MIS12/MIND type complex; kinetochore.
AUGGAAGUCGAAAUUGAUCAACAAGCUAAUCCAGUCGCCAACUCUCAUCAUCGCAAGAUCGAACUACAAUCACCACUCGACCUUGCAUACCUCCAAGCCAAUCUCUCCAAAUCCGCGCGCCAGAAACUUGACCUUCAUUUCCCACCGUCCGCCUACAUUGACAGUCAAGUUGCAUCUGCACCGCCCGCCACGGUCAUCUCUCUCGAUGGCAUCAAAGGUGCCGACCUUGUUAACGCGCAAGACACCUCAACCGCGGCUACUGGCCCCGGCGAUGAAGCGGACAAAGACCCUUUGCGCGCGCGCGUGAGAGAACUCGUCGACGCGUUUAUGGCUCGCACCUGGGAGGGCGCCGCGAAGAAUAUCACUGUGAACGGAUUGGACGUGACGUUACCACAGCCUGCGACAAGUCAGUUGAAUCAGGCGGACUCGGAGCCCAAAGCACCCGAGGAGGAGAAAGAAGGCGUGGAUUUUGUCUACGAAGCCUACGACAGUCAUCUACAAUUCAAACUUGCCGGUCUCUACGGGGAGCUCGAGGGUUUGACCGCACAGGUCAGCCGACUAAGGAGGACGACGCCGAAACAGGGUGCCGGCGCGUUUCAGGAAGCGUUGGCUGCGGAUAUCGCGAGUGACGACGCAGCGUUCGAAGCACAGAUGUCUGCGAUCCGUGAGAGGGCAGCAACGGCUGAUCAGAACCCACUGGGACUGAGGGCGCAGAGAGAUGGUUGGGACGACGAUGUCAAGGUGAUGUAUGAACGAGGCACGAAUGGACUGGCUGGUCUUGCCGGGCUAGGAACAGCCAGUACCAAUGAUACUUCGGCCGGGACUUCGAUUGCAAAUGGUGCCAGUCUCACCGAGACCGUGGGCAAAGUCCAACGUGCCAGGAAUGUGGCCAUGGAAUUCGAAUGA